Molecule: messenger RNA, 1635 nt
Organism: Soboliphyme baturini
Lineage: Eukaryota; Metazoa; Nematoda; Enoplea; Dioctophymatida; Soboliphymatidae
Source: the annotation of a GenBank genome assembly
AUAUGUAUAUAUUCAUGUAUUUGUUUAUUCAAGAUUUCGGAGACACUGGUACCGAGGCGGCAAUAAUUCUUGUAGUCGCACGGACUUAGUUUUCAUUCCCUUGCCGGAUUCGCCGCUAGCCAGGAAACGACAGCGAGAAAUACUCAAGAAACAGUCGGAAAUCAAGGAGGAGAAGAGAGAACGAACUCCAACGGUUUGUAUUCGAGGGCCUAGUCAAGUGUCGAUGUCUUCCUCUCAACCAAUGCAAGCUACGAUGGGUUUCAACCCGGUGUCCUCGGCUACCUGCAGUACGGCGGCCGUGUACUCGACGUCAGCGAUGAAUUGCGGUCCGGCUUCGUUUCCUCCCGGGCUUUCUCCGUUCACUCUGUGUUUCGGCACUAGUCAAGACCUACCUGCCCUGCAGCGGCUGAAGGAGUACGCGUCCGCGGCGACAAACGCUUGCGUGCCUGGUUCCUCGACAUUCUAUCAAGCGGCGCUGCUGGACCCUGUUCUGCAGUACCGCAUAUCCGCCGGUCUGUACGGCGCUGCCGAGAAGGAACGUUUUGAGCAAGAGGCACAGGAGCGCCAACAAGAACAGCUUAAGCGUGACUACGAGUAUGCCACAAAGCCGAUGUAUCAGAUGUCGAACAAUGCCCUCGCUUCGAACGCCGCCGUUAACAUGGGCUUCACCGCCGCGUCCAUCAAUGCCAUGAACGCCUCAGGCGGCGGCACCGAUUCUCGUCAGUUGUUCGGCGUUCCCGGACAGUACUCUCCUGUGAACAAUACGGCGGCCAUGGGCCUGUCACCGAAUCAGGCAGCUGCAUUCCCGUACCAGUCCCUAGACGCCAAUGCUUUGGAGCGAUUUCACACCGAGCGUCUUCUUGCUGAAAGAGUUCAGCUGGAACGUUUGACCGCGUUGUAUCCUGCCAACCCGAUGCUUCGUUUGGAGCUGGAUCGUCUGACUGCCGCUCUGACAGCUUUGGCUGCCCAGCAUCACACACACUCGCACACACACUCGCAUACGCAUCUGCACAUCCAUCCUUCGUUGGCCAGUUCGUCGGUGCAGCAAGAUACGGGCCCAACGAGUAGCGUCGCCGCAUCCACGUCUCUGUGGUCGGCGUCACAGACGCCGAACAUGACAGACAACUUCAUGCAGCAAUACCUACAGCAAGAGCACUUCCAGCGUCAGAUUGCUUUGGAACGGGAUCGGAUUAUCAGUGCCCAGCAGCAGCAGGUCGUUCUUCAGCACAACGAAAUGAUGAGCAAUUGCGUUUUAAAUUCUGGUGUAAAGGAGGACGGCUCUUGCCUCCAGUAUACGAAAGUCAGUUCUUUGUCCCUCACACACGCCUCAGGCACCUCUCGAAGGAUGGUAGAACAAGUAAUGUCACGUGAUUUUAAGGAAAUUCUCCGAGCCGCGGACAUGCCGGAACCAAUGCGGUUGCACGCUUUCCAGCUGGCCAAGGAAGCGCUUGAAAAGUACACGACGGAACGAGAGAUGGCUAAUCAUGUGAAGCUCGGAUUUGACGAAUCCUACGGACCAAGUUGGCAUUGUGUCGUGGGGCGCAACUACGGCUCUUUUGUGACUCACGAAAACGGCGCCUUUAUUUUCUUCUUCCUUGGGAAAGAAGCCUUUCUUUUGUUCAAGUCAGCGUGAUA